AUCUGUCAUAUAAUUCAGGUAUUUUCUUGCAUCUGUUGACACUUUAUCACUCAAAAUCGAUUAUUUUUUUGUUUAUUUACCAAGUUCUUCGGCGUAACACCUUUAGCAAAACACAAACUGCUAGGAAAAACGCAUAAAAUGCUACAGGAUGAUCCACUUAUUAAAAAGGAAACACUUCAUCCUGGUACCAAAUGUGUUGAAUUUAAGCCCGGAACAAAGGUAAAAUUCCACUUCGUUACGAAAAAGGUAAACGGUGCAGUACUGGAUGAUAGCCGAAAGGAUGGCGUUCCCAUGGAACUGGUGUUGGGAAAGAAGUUCAAACUUGAAGUGUGGGAGGUCAUCGUCCAAAAGAUGUCUUUGAACGAAGUGUCACGUUUUGUGGUGGAUAAAUCCCUUGUGCCACAAUAUCCCUUCAUAUCGAAAACGUUGCGCGAUGCCAGAAAGCCACCGGAAGAGCGAAAACAUUGCUGUGGCAUGACCAUUCAGAAUGAGGGCAUUGGCUACGACGAUUUAAACGAAUUAUUUACGUCACCGUGUGACUUGGAAUUUAUUAUCGAACUGUUGUCUGUGUCACAGGCCGAUGAAUACGAGAAGGAAUCGUGGCAACUGGAUGAGAACGAAAAAUCCAUUGCAAUAGAGAAUUUACGGCUGAAAGGCAACCAAUUGUACAAAGACAAGAACUAUGCAGAGGCUGAAAAAUCGUACCGAAAUGCAUUAGGUAUGGUCGAGCAAUUAAUUUUAAAGGAAAAACCCAACGAUGAGGAAUGGCUGGACCUAAUCAAAGUGAAGAUUCCAAUUUUGUUGAAUUAUGCACAAUGUAGAUUGCUGGACAAAGACUACUAUGCCGUCAUUGAACACUGCACUGAAGUUUUAAAGCACGAACCAAAAAAUGUAAAGGCGUUAUAUCGGCGAGCCAAGGCACAUACAGCCGUUUGGAAUACGGAUAAUGCAAAAGAAGACUUUCAAAAAUGUGCAACUUUAGAUCCAUCACUAACCGCAUCCGUUAACAAAGAACUUAAGCUGCUUGCCGAAGCAAUAAGACAAAAAGACUCGGAAGAUAAGAUCAAAUUUAAAAAUAUUUUCUGAGUCGACUGUAAUGUAAAGUUAAUUUAAAUGUUUGUUCGUGCAAUGUUACGACGAUUCAUUAAUGUCGGUAACAUUUUCAUAUUUGUGCAAUAAAAGGAAGGCAGUUCAACUGAUUCCAAAUU
Bradysia coprophila is the source of this 1208-nucleotide messenger RNA. RefSeq names its product AH receptor-interacting protein. Gene Ontology annotation, molecular function: protein binding; peptidyl-prolyl cis-trans isomerase activity. The record is from RefSeq and is a predicted model, not a curated record. NCBI's taxonomy places the organism in Eukaryota, Metazoa, Arthropoda, Insecta, Diptera, Sciaridae.